Ixodes scapularis (black-legged tick) is the source of this 1101-nucleotide messenger RNA. RefSeq lists its product as uncharacterized. The record is from RefSeq and is a predicted model, not a curated record. The coding region runs from base 1 to 1101 and encodes 366 amino acids. The transcript has 6 exons. Gene Ontology annotation, cellular component: membrane. NCBI's taxonomy places the organism in Eukaryota, Metazoa, Arthropoda, Arachnida, Ixodida, Ixodidae. Gene Ontology annotation, molecular function: ligand-gated monoatomic ion channel activity.
AUGCGCAUCCUGGGCGGUCGACUCUCCGUGCAGAGCACCAACAUAUUCGGCUACAUCAUGACGUUCGACUGGCAGGUUUGGAUGGCAUUCCUGAUGGCACUGUUCCUGUUGUCCGGUUUGUCUACCGUCGUGAACAUCAUCAGACCGACCCCCGCUGGCCGAACCAAGUUGUCCCUGCUGAGUCUUUGGAAUGAACAGUUCUGGAAGUACCUUGAGAACAUGUUCACGGAAGCGUCUGCAGAAUCCCCCGAGGACACUCCAUCGCGCAUCUUGUCCGCCGUCUGGUGGAUGGCGGUGAUCGUCUUGAUGAACGCCUUCACGGGACACAUGCGGGCCUGCAUGAUGAUCAAGUCCCAGACGGACACCAUCGACUCCCUGGCCGAGCUGGUGACCAGGACACAGGUCAAGACCUACGUUUGGGGAGGCACCGCCUACGUCUUCUUGCUCAGGGACAUGGGAACGCCAGAGUACCAGUCGAUAUGGAGGAGAGUCGAGCGUCAUCGGUCUUUGCUCCCUACCGAGAAGCUGUACAGCAGGGACGUCCUCAAUGAAGUGAUGGAGGGCAAAGCGGUCAUCCUCAGCGAUCGGAGUUCCAUCGUCUACAAGGUGUCCCUCGUGUGCAAGGACUUCAAAGAGGGCGAGUUCUACUUGAGCCGGGAGGCAGUAACCCAGCAUCCGUUCGUAUGGCUCUACAACAAGCUGCUUGCGAAAGACCUGCGAGACGCCAUCGAUCAUAAACUCGAGGCUCUGGUCGAAGGCGGCUUCACCCAGAGGUGGUGGGACCAGGGCGUGGGCACGUGGAGGGAGUGCGGAGGCUCCAGCGGCAGUCAGGAGGACGGCGAUGACGUCACGACGUCCCACACCUCGCUCCAGUUCCAAGACCUGCGCGCUGUCUUCGUGCUGUGGCUGUGCUCAGUCUGCAUCGCCACCGCCGUAUUCGUCCUCGAAGGCUUGAUGGGCGUAGUUUCGCGGAAAUCGGGCUGUUGCCGUGACGCCCGUAAACGGGGUAAAUCGAAGAAGGGACGCUUGGAAUCGCUGGAUUCAUCGAAAGCACUACCGGCCGGCGUUUUCGAACCUCGUCAGCCGAAAAGAGAUAACUAG